Molecule: messenger RNA, 3280 nt
Organism: Abrus precatorius (Indian licorice)
Lineage: Eukaryota; Viridiplantae; Streptophyta; Magnoliopsida; Fabales; Fabaceae
Product: receptor-like protein kinase 7
Exons: 2
Coding region: 110-3001 (963 amino acids)
Biological process (GO): protein phosphorylation
Cellular component (GO): plasma membrane
Molecular function (GO): protein kinase activity; ATP binding; protein binding
Source: RefSeq, a predicted model, not a curated record
GGAUCAUUUACUCUAUGUGAAACCAAACCCAAAACUUCAACUUACAACUCACCCUUUAUUCCAUUUUCACGUACGUCACUCUUACACAGACCCAACCUUCACUGCCGGCAUGUUCGCCGGAGGAAUUUUCCGACAUGGCUUUCUCACUGCUCUGCUCUUCCUCUGCCUCGUUACUUCCUCCCUAUCAGAAGAGCUUCAAUCACUCAUGAAGCUGAAGUCGUUUCUCCAAAGUUCAAAUGAAAGCGUUUUCAGUUCUUGGACAGAAGCAAAUUCUCCAUGCCACUUCACCGGGAUUGUGUGCAAUUCCAAUGGUUUUGUUUCAGAAAUCAACCUUGCACAGAAACAACUAGUGGGUACUCUCCCUUUUGAUUCAAUAUGUAAGCUUCAAUCGCUUGAGAAGAUCUCUUUGGGGUCCAACAACUUGCAUGGAAGCAUUAGUGAGGAGUUGGUGAAUUGCACAAACUUGAAGCACUUGGAUUUGGGUGUGAAUUCGUUCAAUGGACCAGUGCCUGAUUUGUCACCUUUGAACAAGUUAGAGUACUUGAAUUUAAAUGCUAGUGGAAUUUCUGGGUCAUUUCCAUGGAAGUCGUUGGAAAAUCUAACUAGUCUUACAUUCCUAAGCCUAGGAGAUAACAUAUUGGAUAAAUCUCCUUUCCCUUUGGAGGUCUUAAGGCUUGAAAAAUUGUAUUGGCUUUACCUCACAAAUUGUAGCAUCACAGGAAAUAUUCCAUUGGGUAUUGGGAAUCUCACUCAGCUUAUUAAUCUUGAACUUUCUGACAACUAUUUAUCUGGUGAGAUUCCAGCUGAUAUUGGAAAGCUUCAGAGGCUAUGGCAACUUGAGCUAUAUGAUAACAGUUUGAGUGGGAAAAUUCCAGUGGGAUUUGGUAACCUUACCAAUCUUGUUAACUUUGAUGCUUCAAGUAACCAACUUGAAGGAGAUCUUUCUGAGCUAAGGUCCUUGACGAGCCUUGCAUCCCUUCAGCUUUUUUGGAACCACUUCUCUGGAGAAAUUCCAAAAGAGCUUGGAGAUAUCAAAAACCUCACAGAACUUUCUCUUUAUGGUAACAAUCUCACUGGUCCUCUUCCUCAAAAACUAGGAUCCUGGAUAGGCAUGGAAUUCAUUGAUGUUUCAGACAAUUCUCUUUCUGGUCCUAUACCACCUUACAUGUGCAAGAACAACCAAAUCACUGACCUAGCCCUGAUGAACAACAGCUUCAACGGGACUAUACCAGAGACUUAUGCAAGUUGCACGUCUUUGCUUCGUUUUCCCCUAAGUAGGAACUCACUCUCGGGUGUUGUUCCCUCAGGUAUAUGGGGCUUGCCAAAUCUGGAACUGCUUGAUCUUAGUAUGAACAGUUUUGAAGGUCCAGUGACAUCUGAUAUUGCCAAAGCAAAAUCUCUAGCACAGCUGUUUUUAUCUGAGAAUCGGUUCUCGGGUGAGUUACCAGUGGAAAUCUCAGAAGCUGUUUCAUUGGUAUCAAUUCAACUGAGUUCAAAUCAAAUUUCUGGUCACAUCCCAGAAACCAUUGGCCAGUUGAAGAAACUAACUAGUCUUACUUUGAAUGAGAACAAUCUUUCUGGUAUUAUACCAGAUUCUAUUGGUUCAUGUACUUCUCUUAAUCAAAUAAACCUUGCUGGUAACUCUUUUUCUGGCUCAAUACCAGCUAGUAUUGGUUCUCUUCCUACCAUCAAUUCAUUGAACUUGUCCUCAAACAGGCUUUCUGGUGAAAUUCCACCAACUUUAUCAUCUCUCAGACUUAGCCUUCUUGAUUUGUCAAACAACCAGUUGUUUGGUUCCAUACCAGAAUCACUGGCUAUUUCUGCCUUCAAAGACGGGUUCAAGGGAAACCCUGGCUUAUGCAGCCAGACUUUGAAAAAUGUUAGGUCAUGUUCAUUGGAAUCCAGCAGCACCAGGAGACUCAAAAACUUUGUAGUCUGUUUCAUUUCUGUUUUAGUGAUUCUGCUUGUUGCUUCAUGCUUCCUCUUCACUAAACUGAGGCAGAACAAGUUUAAGAAGCCACUGAAGACUAAUUCUUGGAAUGUGAAGCAAUACCAUGUGAUAAACUUCAGUGAGAAUGAAAUCAUUGAUGAUAUCAAGGCUGAAAAUUUGAUUGGCAAAGGAGGAUCAGGGAAUGUUUACAAGGUUGUGCUUAAAAGUGGGGAAGAAUUUGCUGUCAAACACAUAUGGACUUCUAAUCCAAGUGACCAAGGAAGUUUCAGGAGCACCUCAGCUAUGUUAAGAAGGGGUUCCAUCUCACCUGAGUAUGAUGCAGAAGUGGCCACUUUGAGUUCUAUAAGGCAUGUGAACGUGGUGAAGCUCUAUUGUAGCAUCACAAGUGAAGAUAGUAGUUUGCUUGUUUAUGAGUUCUUACCAAAUGGGAGCUUGUGGGACAGGUUGCACACCUGUAAGAAGACUCAAAUGGGGUGGGAAGUUCGGUAUGACAUUGCAAUGGGUGCUGCUAGAGGAUUGGAGUACCUACAUCAUGGGUGUGAUAGACCUGUUAUACAUAGGGAUGUCAAAUCCAGUAACAUAUUGCUUGAUGAGGAAUGGAAACCAAGGAUUGCUGAUUUUGGACUUGCCAGGAUUGUGCAGGGAGAAGCAGGCAAUUGGACACAUGUCAUUGCAGGAACACUAGGAUACAUGCCUCCUGAGUAUGCCUACACAUGUAAGGUGACAGAGAAGAGUGAUGUUUACAGCUUUGGGGUAGUCCUGAUGGAGUUGGUAACAGGGAAGAGGCCUAUAGAGCCAGAGUUUGGAGAGAAUAAGGACAUUGUGUUUUGGGUAUGCAGCAAUAUUAGGAGCAAAGAAAAUGCACUAGAACUGGUGGAUCCUGCCCUUGCAAAGCAUUUCAAAGAAGAUGCCAUGAAGGUGUUGAGAAUAGCAACAUUAUGCACUGCCAAAAUUCCAGCUUCUAGACCCUCAAUGAGAAUGUUGGUUCAAAUGCUGGAAGAUGCAGACCCUUUCACCACAGCCAAAAUGAUUGUGACCAUAGAUGGUUGAAACAAGUUACACCAAAUAAUGAACAAUUUUUCUCUCAACACAGACAUUUCUAGUAAAUAUCUAAAUAUGUCUUGAUGUUGAGUUCAAUUUGGUGGACUUUUAUCAAGGCAGUAAUCUCUAGUUGAAAGAUGUCCUGUAGUUAGAAUGGAUUACGCUCAUAGUUUGAAACAUGUGCUAGUGAUAAACCAAGAGAGGACUAGCUCUUACCUUGUAGCUUUGUAGCAUAUGUGUAGCAGUAAUGAAAUUCUCUUUCUAAUCGAAUUAUAAUUUUCUCUUGGG